AUGCCAAAUGAGACCUCAACCUCUUCGGAGCUUUUGGCCGAAGACUUGGAUAACAGGCAGGAAGCACCUCAAGAUGAUGUGAUUACCUUGCUUGAUCAGGUUACACGGCAACAUCCUCAUCGCGAUGCAGUCGAGUCGAUGCAUCAAAAGAGUCUUCUUGGCAUUGGGAAUGUGCGAUGGUCUUUCGCUCAACUACAAGAAGCCAGCGUUAAAUUAGCAGCUUCUCUUUCUACGGUCGGGGUUCAGCGCGGGACUCGAGUAGCUGGCUUUCUCUUUAAUCAAGCUGAAUGGCCUCUUGUCUUCCUUGCAACGAUCAGGUUAGGGGCCCAUUUUGUUCCUCUUGAUCCUCGUAUGUUGUAUCGGCAAGACGAUGCCAGAUAUAUUCUGGAGAAAGUCGAAGCGCGACACAUUUUCGUCUCCGAAAAAUCCAUGUCGGGUGCAGUCGACAGCAUUUUGGCUCACUGUCUUGAGGGAUCGAUUUUCAAAUGCAUUGUCUCUACUACCAAAGGCACUGAUUUCCCAUCUGGAUGGAUCGCCUUGCCCGAGUUGAUGGAGACGGUACCAGAGUUAUCUCCCCCAAUCACGCAUCUGGCCCCGAACGACAUAAUAUUGUUACUAUGCACUAGCGGCACCACUUCUCGGCCCAAGGUCUGCCCCCACACUUCCAUCACCAUCGCCACUCCUGCGCUGGCCCUGGCCGACCACUUUAAUAUCACGCCAAAUCAGCCUCUCUGCCAACAUUUGCCCUCAUUUCACGUAUUCAGUGUAGUGAUGACACUGGCAUUCUGGCUGUCAGGGGCAACUGUGAUAUUUCCCAGUAUCUCCUUCGAUGCCGCAGCUUCAUUCAACGCCCUCAAGUCGAAUUUGCAAACCCAUAUGCCAUGUGUUCCAGCUAUGGCGCAAGCCAUGAAGGCAUACGCGGUAUCUCAGGAUCAUGCUUUACCAGCGCCAUAUCACAUCAUUCUUGGCGGUACUUCUAUAUCCCCGGAUGUGGUGGACAUAUGCAGGACCUUGGGGACACAACGAAUUACCGCGGGCUAUGGCAUGACUGAAGGAGUCGCGACCUUGAUUCAUGCCAUGGGCUCAAACCAAUCAGAUGUUGUGGACGGCUAUGUAUGUCUUGGAAGGGCCAUUGCAGGGGCAAAGUUGCGCAUGUGUCGUUUCGGGACCAGAGAUACUGUGCAGCGAGGUGAGAUAGGCGAGCUGCAUCAAGGAGGCCCUCCUGUUAUCUCGGGCUACCUGAGUGCCACUACUGAAGACAAUGCCUGCUGCUACAGGGAGGAUGGUGUGAACUGGUGUGCUACCGGGGAUCAGGGCUACAUGGACAGCCAGGGAAGAGUAUACCUGCUCGGAAGAUACAAGGAUCUCAUCAUCCGUGGCGGAGAAAAUAUUUCUCCUGCAAAAAUCGAGCAAUGUUUGCUCAAGUUUCCUCACAUCCAUGUGAGCACUUUCCACAUCCACAUGACAUGUUUCCAUUUUUAA
Molecule: messenger RNA, 1482 nt
Organism: Penicillium odoratum
Lineage: Eukaryota; Fungi; Ascomycota; Eurotiomycetes; Eurotiales; Aspergillaceae
Product: class I adenylate-forming enzyme family protein
Exons: 1
Coding region: 1-1482 (493 amino acids)
Biological process (GO): fatty acid metabolic process
Molecular function (GO): medium-chain fatty acid-CoA ligase activity
Source: RefSeq, a predicted model, not a curated record